GAGCGCGGCGCUGGUCUUCGACGUCGGUCCUGUGAACAGUUCGGUGUGCCAGCUGAAGUGAACCGUCGCUCUCUUACCCGCUCAGGACCUCCUGUGACCCUGGAUCACAUGUACUGAAGGAAGGGCAGAACAACAUGUCUGGUUGAACCGAUUCGUUCUGCUCCAGCUCAGGGACCGAUGCUUUAGCCGCGGGCUCCCGGGACUCAGGGCGACUCCAGGCGGGCGGAACAACUCAAAAGACUACUCGGUGUUUCCAUCACCUUGUUGUAAAACGAAUAGGGUUUUCAGCAUCAACAUUAAUCCACAAGAAGAGAAUCACGAUGAGCAAACCUGCAAACUCAACAAGUGGCUGUUUGGAUAUUUUGAAUGUCAAAUCUAGUCGCAUCCUGGACAUCCCGUGCAAAGUGUGCGGGGACCGCAGCUCGGGGAAGCACUACGGGGUGUACGCCUGCGACGGCUGCUCGGGCUUCUUCAAGAGGAGCAUCCGGAGGAACCGGACCUACGUUUGUAAAUCUGGCUCUCAGGGAGGAUGUCCGGUUGACAAGACGCACAGAAACCAAUGUCGAGCGUGCCGCUUGAAAAAGUGUCUGGAAGUAAACAUGAAUAAAGACGCCGUUCAGCACGAGAGGGGCCCCCGGACCUCCACCAUCCGCAAACAGGUGGCCCUAUACUUCCGGGGCCAUAAAGAGGUAAACGGGUCCUCGACCCAUUUCACUGCCUCCUCCAUGCCGGGACCGCCGUUCUUCACCACCGUCACGCAACUGGAGCCUCAUAAUUUGGAGAUGAGCACCGUGGCCUCGACGCCGGAGCGGCAGGCCAUCGUCGGGCUGGCCCAACCGACCCCGAAGUACCCCCACGAGGUCAGCGGCGCGCCCCUCUACCUCUACGAGGUCGCCACGGAGUCCGUGUGCGAGUCGGCGGCGCGCCUCCUGUUCAUGAGCAUCAAGUGGGCCAAGAGCGUACCCGCCUUCUCCACGCUGCCGCUGUCCGACCAGCUGAUCCUGCUGGAGGACGCCUGGAGGGAGCUCUUCGUCCUGGGCAUCGCGCAGUGGGCCAUCCCCGUGGACUCCAACACGCUGCUGGCGGUGUCUGGAAUGAACCCGGACAACACAGAAUCUCAGCGGCUGAACAAGAUCAUUGCGGAGAUCCAAGCCCUGCAGGAGGUCGUGACGCGGUUCCGCCAGAUGCGCCUCGACGCUACCGAGUUCGCCUGUCUGAAGUGCAUCGUGACUUUUAAAGCUGUUCCCACUAACGGCAGCACGGAGUUAAGGAGUUUCCACAAUGCCAGUGCCAUCGCUGCCCUCCAAGACGAGGCGCAGCUCACGCUCAACAGCUACAUCCAUACCAGGUACCCCACUCAGCCCUGCCGCUUCGGGAAGCUGCUGCUGUUGCUGCCCGCGCUGCGCUCCGUCAGCUCCUCCACCAUAGAGGAGGUAUUCUUCAAGAAGACCAUUGGCAACGUGCCCAUCACGAGGCUGCUCUCCGACAUGUACAAGUCGAGCGAUAUAUGAUUUUCUUUUAUCAGUUUCUUCUUCAACAAUUGUCAAGCGGCAGAACAAUAUUGGGACAUGACUGCGAGCCCGAGCAGGCGUCCGCAGGGAUGGACGUUUGAGGAGCACAAAUUAUUUGAUUGGUUGAUGAUGGAAAGACGAUAAGAAGGUUAAUAUGGGUUUUCCUGAGGAGGAAAAGACUGUUAAACAGCCAGAUUUGACCAAGUAGCCUGUUAAAUGUUGCUCUUCUUGGGUGAAGGAUAGCCUGUAACUUUCACCAUACAUUUGCCCUUCAGGAGAAUAGGUCUUCACUACUGAGGAGAAACAAAGGCUAAAUGUGGGCGUGGCCUAAUGACUGGGACGAAGAAAAAAAGAAAAAGAUGGUUUGACAAUGAAACUUUAAAUCCUUUUCGAGUGUCUGUAAGACCAAUGAGCUGGUUGACCAAUGCCCUUUCAAUCACAUAUUGCUGUGUCAAAUCUGAAUGGAGGAAAACCAAAAACGGAGGACGCAUGCAUCGCCGACCGUGCAGAGGGGACGAGGCGCUCUCCCUUUGACCCAGUGCUGAAACCAAACGCGCUGCGGACCGCCGCGCAGGCCCUCAUGGACACGAGAAAACUUCUAGAACGAGUAGAAAAAUACCUGCAUCUUUACCUUAACUACAAAAUAUAACAUUGCAUCGGAAUUUAUCAGUGUUUAGUGUUGUCACGAAUUGUGUUGGUUAUGUUCAAUCCGAGGAGCCCUAUUAAAAUGUUUAGGUCGACUUUUUGAAGUUAGACACUAACACAGGUUAUAGCCUUUAUAUAUAUAUACAUAUAUAUAUAUAAAUAAAUAUACAUAUAUAUGUUUAUAUGUUUGUAUAAAAAUCAGCACUUGGAAAAUGUU
Molecule: messenger RNA, 2373 nt
Organism: Gadus morhua (Atlantic cod)
Lineage: Eukaryota; Metazoa; Chordata; Actinopteri; Gadiformes; Gadidae
Gene: nr2e1
Product: nuclear receptor subfamily 2, group E, member 1
Exons: 9
Coding region: 321-1511 (396 amino acids)
Biological process (GO): regulation of DNA-templated transcription
Molecular function (GO): DNA-binding transcription factor activity; sequence-specific DNA binding; zinc ion binding
Source: RefSeq, a predicted model, not a curated record